CGCCACUGACUGCAAAGAGGGCAAACACUCACAGAGUUUAUGGUGCAGUCGGCCGGUGGUGGUGAUGACAGAGCGACUCGCCACCUUGAACGCUGAUUUACUCUCAAGAAUACACCUGCACAUACUGGAUGAUGUGUUUCAUAAUUUCAUAAUUGUUUUGGGCUGGAGUGAAUUUAACAAUGGAGGAUGGCGAGCUCAUUAUUCGCUUGCCCGGGCGAUCCGGCACCCCGGUGGACAACAAUAGUUUCGGCGUCGGCGUCGGGUUUGGAGAGACCUUGGUACUGCGGCACAAAGAAGUUCAUAACUUCUUUUUCGUCCCCUUCAGGGAGCAGCCCAUCUACAGCACGCGGGCCCACGUCUUCCAAAUUGACCCCAACACCAAGAAGAACUGGCUGCCCACCAGCAAACACGCCGUCACCGUGUCCUACUUCUACGACAGCACGCGAAAUGUCUACCGCAUCAUCAGCCUGGAUGGUACCAAGGCAAUAAUUAACAGCACCAUCAGUCCCAACAUGACGUUCACCAAGACCUCACAGAAGUUUGGCCAGUGGGCGGACAGUCGCGCUAACACUGUCUACGGCCUGGGAUUCUCCACUGAGCAUCAUCUGUCCAAGUUUGCAGAGAAGUUUGCAGAGUAUAAAGAAGCAGCACGGCUUGCUAAAGAGAAAAGUCAAGAAAAGAUGGAAAUGGCCACCUCGCCCUCUCAGGAGUCUCCGGCUGGAGAACUCUCGUCACCUUUGACUCCCGUGACUCCGCCCAUGGAAAACAUCAACGGCACAGACGAAAUCUGUGACACGACCCCCAACUCGGACUCCAGACCAGAACCGUCACAGAACGCGCUGGCCUUCGCUCAUAGCCCGGCGAUGACAAAACACUGGGAAGCCGAGUUGGAGGCGCUCAAGGGGAACAAUGCCAAGCUAACAGCAGCUCUGCUGGAGUCCACUGCCAACGUGAAACAGUGGAAACAACAAUUGGCUGCUUACCAGGAGGAGGCCGAGAGGCUACACAAACGAGUGACAGAGCUUGAAUGCCAGAGCAACCAAAGCCCGGCCAUCAAAUCCCAGAAGACAGAACUCAACCAAACUAUAGAGGAACUGGAGGCAACCCUGAGAGACAAAGAAGAGGAAAUGGAAAAGCUCAAAGAAGAAUUGGAAAACAUGAAUGACCUCAUGGAGCAGAAAGACACCCUCGCCCAGAAACUCGAGGAGACGGAGCUCCGCAGUCGGGUGCUGGAGCAGCAGCUGGCGGGGGCCGAGCAGCGACUGGAGGAGAAUCAGGAGGAGCAGGAGAAUUUCAGGAAGAGCCUGCGAACGCUGCUGGAGCUGCUGGACGGCAAGAUCUUUGAGCUGACCGAGCUCAGAGACACGCUGGCCCGACUCAUUGAGGAGGCCAGUUAAGAGGAGGAGGUGCCACACGACUUCAUUACAGAGCCAUACGACCAUUUACGCCGCCUUCGUCGCGCACCGCAACCAUUUGGAAGUUGAGAGAAAAUCCGAUUGCAGUCGUCGCCCUUCGCGGCUGAGGAGCCUCACCUUUGCCUUCGCAUCGAAUCCGCGGCGUCGUUCGCUCUGUCCAUUUUCAAUUGGCAAUCGAAAAUCAAAAGCAAAAAAAAAAAAAUUCCAUUGAUUUCUUAGUUACGAGCGAGCUUCAGAUACGCGGCGGAAGAAGGACAAGGAGAGCCGCAGUCGCCGAUGCACUUUCGGCCUUUUAUUGAUUGAAACAAGCAGUCAAACGCACUGAUACCAAAUGAAAACACUCACAGGGAGGAGCUGCUGUCAUCCACAACUCACGCCCAGACGGCCGCACGCAGAUCGGCCAACCCGACUCCACUUCCUGACAUCGCUCACUCGACCGCGCCCCUUAAAGGCACAUGUUCCGCCAUCUAGCCUAAGAGCAUUUCAUUGUUCUGGACGUCAGUGUACGUCGCUGGCUUGGACACAAGUACAAAUGUCGGAAAUUCAGACAAAUUUAAUGAAAUGCGAUCAUUUUCCGAUGCUUGGCGCUGCAAUGGCACAGUGGUUGGGAAUCACUGCACAAGUAGACUUGGGACAAAUCACUUCAACAACAACAGCGUUCGUGUAUAUAUCUCAGUUGACUCAUUUUUGCGUCUCUAAUUCUCUUUACCAAACCUGCGGGUCACAUAAUGAUCAGAAUCAAUUAUUUUCUAUCUGAGCUUAAAAAUGAUUUGUAAAAAAAAAUCUUUUUUUUUUUUUUGGGUGUAAACUUUAAAUAAUAAUAAUAAUAAUAAUAAUGACAAAAUAAUGAGUGUCUUUCAUUUUAUGAUUUUUGAUUGCCAGACGAAAAUGGAAAGAAUGAAUGAAAGACGGAACUUGAUUUGGGCUUCUUGCUCAAGUGAACAUUUUGCUUGUAAGUGAACUUCAGGCUACAUUCCCACUCCAUCACUCCCACUUGACAACUGUGCCUCAGUGCCAUCUGUUGUUUGACUGCUACAACUACACUCCCCCGUCAUUCGUGGAAAGUCAUGUGGAAAUAAUUGCUGUUCAGACUCUUCAAAAAUGUCGCCAAAGCUGCCAAAUCUCCUCAAACACUGUCCUGAUGUUGCAACGACUCAAAGUGACUCGGCUGUACAGAGAAGCAACAAAAUGUGUCACAGUACCAGAGAAUCAAAAGAUGACUUUUCACCCAAAAAAAACACACAAAAAACUGCAUUAUUCCAAUAAGCUGAUCCACUACUUACAGCACGUACGUCUUACUUGAUAGCAGUGACAUUUUAUAUGAAAGGAAAUCAGUAGGGCCGUGACCAUUUUCACAUAACAAGAAAAGUACCAGUACUCAACAACAUGCCCCUCGACCAUUUGUUCCAAUAAAUUGUUCUACGUAAAAAUAGAAUGCAAAAUCCAUCGUUGAAAAAAAUUAAAUAAAUACAAUACACAUGUAUUGCUUCAUGUAAGGCAUUUGUAAACCUUUUUAGGGUCAGGCUUGCAGAUUCUCUCAAUUCAGGGCAAGGCUAAAGUGCCAAUGAGAGACCCCUGCCAAGGUUGAACAAAAAAUGGAGACUGGUCGGCGAGGUGAUUAGUUCUUGGCAAAAUGCUUUGUCGGUCGCAUUUUUGUUUCCUUUCCAGAUUCUUGUAUGACUUUUUAAUUUUUUAUUUUCCUCGACAUUUGACUUCAUAUUCUGAAUUGUUCAAUCUCCAAAGCAUUUUCAAUCUGAAAGAUAGUCAAUGUGAUUCAUGAAACUAAUCCAAAGUAAAGCUAAGGUAAAAUUGUACCUGCAAGUUAUCAAGCACAGCAACAUACAUAGUGUAGAUCAAGAGAACGGCUUGUAUUCUGCGGUUGCGUUGCCAAGCAGAAUUCACAAAUUUAGAGCCCGGUGAAACAACAAAUGAUCACACGACCCGGCAACUUGCGGAAUGCCGCCAAUGCGCCACGCGGCGGAAAAAGGACCAGGAGAAUCGGCAGCAACACAGAACUUCUGGAGUUAGUCUUGAAAACAUAUUUGCAUUUACAGUAUACAGUUGUACUGUGGUUUACGGUUUUCGUUUGUUCCGUGAGUCAAGGUAGCCCUGUAGACAACAAUUCUACUAUUGAAUCACUGCGCUGUAAGACAAGUAACGAGCUUUUUUCCCCACAGUGCCAUCUGCUGUAUCUGGCUAGGCGCUGCCCCGCUUGCCCUUCCUGUAAAAUGGCCACUGCUUGACAGAAGACGUAAACCUUCCAUGGGUGUUAACGAUGCCGCGCGGAAAUUUCCGAAGUCACUCUCAGGGGUCGGGCCUGAGAGCGACUUGCAUACGAACUGCUUCCAUCAUCGCAGGCAACUGAGCUGUCUUCCUGCCAAACUCAGUGUGGCGUGUGUGUGUGUCUGUGUGUGUGUGUGUGCGCGUGUAUGUGUGUGCAUACGUGUUUGUGUGUGUGUGGCGCUUCUGACUUUCUGCUCGAAAGCGUGCCUUCCGAGCACACGCCAGUGGACUCACCGAAUCUUUGUACUUUGUACAUAAAAUGUGUGUGCUUGCGCUGUGAGAGAGCGAUCGUGUUUUGGGGACACCGAUGGUCGACACACACACACACACACACACACACACACACACACACACACACACUGAGCAAUACCAGACAGGCUCUGUACAACACCUCUGUGUCAUUCUAUCAGGUACUUUUUCUUCAAUUGGACUGCACACACAUCAACGCAGCUGAUCCACCCACUCUGCCCCCGACCAACAGGAAGUGCACUGCUGUUGACCUCCGACCUGUGUGGCAGCCCUGCUGGUCAAAGCGGUGCAUCACGAAGGGCUUCUCGAGUGUUCUAUCUACUAAUCGUGUGUGAAGUGACUUUCCACCCUCAGUGAAACUGGCAACGGCUUUUCACUUCUAUUGGUGAACACAGAACUUUUCUCCUUUUUCUUUUUUUUUUUUUUUUUUUUUACACUGGAUAUAAUAAUGAUAUAAAUAGAGAACCAUAUACGACAACUUUGUACUCAUGUAAAUGAAAGGAAGGCAAAUGCAGUAACACCCUGCAGUGACUUAUUGUUGUGUAUUAACCCACGGAAAAGGUGUUAUUGUAGAGUGGACUUUGUAAGCAAAGGGUGGCAGCCUCUUGUCUAUAUCUAUACUGAAAAUGCAUAACAGUGCAAUACUCUUACAUAUACCAGGUUGAUUAUUAUUAAUCUACGGCUUCUUCUGGAAAUCUUCGCCUUUGUGACGUUCAAGGUCCCCAAAUUUUUUUUAAACUUCACACCAGAUGCUGCAACUUCUACGGUCUUAAUUCACAUUAUUAAUUGAGCACCUUGUUUCCACUGUGUAACCACACAUUUUAACCACGCAAUGUAUCUAGAUUUGACUUUCACGUGAUAAUUAUCUACUUAAAUAGUUAGUUGCACACGUUAAUACACUGGAAUAUGGCCCAUGUACCGGAACAUGUUACCCAAAUGUUGGAUUUUGAGGUGGCACACCUUAAUAUAACGUGCUUAAAUGCUGACGAAUGCCUUUGUACAGCAGCGGAAUUAAGCUUUUUCGUUUUAUUGUUUUGUAAUGUAUGGUAUUUAAUGUAGGUAACAUUAUUGUAUUUAGAGGUAUGAGAAGACUGGCAAUAUUUUUGACUAUUUAAAGUAAUUUUGAACUCAUGAUAUUAAAGAAGUACCUCAGGA
Molecule: messenger RNA, 5102 nt
Organism: Phycodurus eques (leafy seadragon)
Lineage: Eukaryota; Metazoa; Chordata; Actinopteri; Syngnathiformes; Syngnathidae
Gene: homer1b
Product: homer scaffold protein 1b
Exons: 8
Coding region: 180-1397 (405 amino acids)
Biological process (GO): G protein-coupled glutamate receptor signaling pathway; regulation of store-operated calcium entry
Cellular component (GO): postsynaptic density; dendrite; plasma membrane
Molecular function (GO): G protein-coupled glutamate receptor binding
Source: RefSeq, a predicted model, not a curated record